AUGGUGCGCAAGGACUCGUCGUCGUCCGAGAUGCGCUACACGUGCGACCAACCCGGAUGCACAAAGAGCUACUCCCGUCCCGACCAUCUUCUGCGCCACAAGCUCAACCACGACCAAGCGCGCGUCCUCUGUUGCAACCAGUGCGAUCGCACAUUUGUUCGUCAGGAUCUCCUCGUCCGUCAUCUUGAACGCCAUGCUCUCCGCGGCAAGACGCUCGGCAGAUGGUCCAACCGUCACAAGGAUGGCAACGACGAUGAUGCAGAAGACGCCUCCGGCUCGUCCCUCUCGCCCUCCAAGUCGGGGCCAUCGUCCCACAAGCGCCGCAAAUCUACCUCCGCUUCCGAUCGCCCCCGCGACAUGGAUUCGGACGAUGACGACGAUGAUGAAGACGAAGACGAACAGGAUCGUUUCCGACACGGCGGCAACGAUCCGUCCGCGUCACACGUGGGCUCGAGGCCCUCGAUUCAGUCUCGCUAUCGGGACGACCCUUCUCAGUCUCUGGCUCCGCCGCCGUCCAACCUCGCCGACCCUGCAAGCUCGUCCGCUUGGCCCUCUUUCGCUUCCGGUCCUUUAGCCUCGCCGCCUGCAUUGCCUCCGGCGCACGCAUCGGCGCAGAACGCGCCCACCGCCUCGUGGUCCUCCAACCCGCCCAUGUCGCCUCCGGCGCAGCGGCCCUCGGCUGCUUACUCCACCUCCGCUACUGGCUAUCGACCUCUUUCCCUACCGACUUCCGACCUAGCUAGGCAAUCUGCAAGCGAAUAUGCCGGCGCCGCCUCUUCACUCGCGCAACCGACUCCCUACGCCUCCUCUACUUAUCGCGACGACGCCUUAUGGACCGCCGAGCAUGGCCAUCAAAAUCUCCGUGCCGAUCCCAUUGUUGGCGCUGACGCUGUCGCAUCAACGCAGCCAAAUGCUUCAUUCCGAUGGAUGCCGACGCCAGCCGAUGCAUUAUCCAGCGAUCCCACCGCCGGCAGCUACGCACCACCUCCCUCCGCAUCCUACUUGACUGCCUGGACCGAUGCUGCGCCAGACGCAGCUCGAGACAUGCCGAUGCCCCUGGCUGAUCUCGACACCACCUCGGCCGUCCCUGCAUCCGCGCGACCCCCCUCCUCUCUGCCUCUUCCCAACCAGGACAUCUUUCCAUUUGCGCCACCCAACGUCGACCAUACCGCCGACUAUGGCUGGCUCUUUGACGGCGUCGAUCCCUUUGGCGGCUCCAAUUGGGGAGGCAGUAUCGGACGUCCUGCCACCAGCGGCAGCAACGCGCGCGGCCCGCACUCGCAGGCGUCCGCAUUCUCUCCCAGCAGCUCGGACGGUCUCGGUGGCUUCCUCGGCAACAUGCACGGCUCGCAGAACGGCGCCGCUUCCGCCGCUGGAGCCGGCGACGCGUCCAGCUUCGGCCGCGGUAUGAGCUCCGACGGCGUCCUCAUGUCCGGCAGCGAGGCAGAGACUCCCAACGCGCUCGAAGACCUCGCCUACUUUGCCAGCCUCCAAGCAGACAUCCCGAGCCGAAUCACGUUCCAUCUGGAUCCCGUCGCCCACCAUCGUCUCCUCAUCUUCUUGCAGUCCGUCAGCGAGCUGCCCAACUCGCCCCUCUUCACCCCGUCGGCGCUCAGGUGCUACAUCUACCUCUUCUUUGUCAAGUUCAACCGGCUCUAUCCGCUCAUCCACGAGCCCACCUUUGCCGCCAGCACCACCGACCCCAUGCUCCUGAGCGCCAUCGUCGUCAUCGGCGCGCACUUUGCGGGCCUCCCCGCGCACGAGCUCGCCGUCCGCAUCGCCCAGAAGAUAUGGGGUGCCGUGGUCAGUCUCGAGGACUUCCGCCCCGCCCGCGCCACGCUGCCCAUGCUCCAGGCGCUGGUGCUCACCGAGAGCUUUGGCAAGGUGAUGAGCACGCGUCCUCAGCACGAGAUGGCGCACCUCUUCCACAACUUCAUCAUCACUCUCGCCCGCCGCAACGCCGUCUUCAACGCAAGCACGCAAGGCCACACCCACUUUGAUGACUCUGAAGAGUCCUGGCGAAGCUGGGCGAGAGAGGAGGAGAAGAAACGCAUCGCCCUGUUCGAGUUCAUGCUCGACGCACAGCAUGCCACCAUCUUCCGACACAUUCCCUCCUUGUCUGCAUUCCAGAUCCAACUGCAGCUGCCGUGUAGCGACGAGGAAUGGAGCAAGACCACGCCCGACGCGUGGUACAGGCAUCGCAAACGUACCGGAUACAAGCCGCCGGGCCUGUUCAUCCCCGCCUUGAAGGCGUGUCUCAGCCCUGCAAAGACGCCGCAAGAACUCGACGCCUUCCCGCGAUUCGUGCUCUUGCACGGCCUCAUGAGCAUCGCCUACGAUCUUCAGUGGAAGCAGAAUGUGCUUUUGGGCGCGGAAACCUCGCCCGGCGGUAGCAGGACCAACGAGGCGGGUAUCGGCAACUGGAAGGACCGUCUCUCGGCAGCGUACUCGUCGCUUCAAGCCCGUAUGGACAUCGCCUAUAUCAAGGCGGACGAAGAGUCUAGCGCUCGUCUCAUUCACAGGGCGACUCCCAGCUUGGUGACGGCCGCCCAGAUCGCCUUGUUUGCUGACAUCAUCGACAUUCAGAUCUAUGCGGGUCUUCCCUCGGUGCUGGGCCGCUUCAUCGACCGAGCCACUUUCAACGCAUCCCGACGCUCGGUCAAGGAGUGGGCUCGGACUUCCGAUGGCCGCACAGCCGUGUGGUACGCCGUCAACUUCCUCCGUACGUCCUUGCUUGGCACCGGCACCGAGUCGUAUGGCACCAUCCAGACCCGCGGCGUUGGCGCUGCACCCUCAACAGAGGAAAGCCGCGACGCCGCAGCCCCUCCUCCUGGCCUGCGAGACCGGGAGAGCAAUGCCAACGCCAUCAGCGGUGCUGCGGGCCGGAAGGCUUUGGAUCACGAGUCAGGUCUGGACGAGGUGCUCCACCACCGGUGGUGUCAGUAUCUGUGCGCCCUUGUCGUGUGGGCGUACGGACAUGCGCUGACGAUUCCGCGCAACGGAGCCACUGCAGCCGACGCGGCUGCCGGUCUCGGACGUGCAGGGGCUAGCAGCACCGCACCGAGCACGCGACCGGGCUCGGCACACCGCAAUGGGAACUCGACGUUUGGCACAUCCGUCGCACACUCUCCAGGCGCGUUUCACGGCCAAGUGUCGGCGGAACGCACUCCUAUGGCCGGAGAUUCGGCCAACGGCGAGGCGUCAGUGGGACAGGCGGGCGGAGCCGCGCAGAAGCCCGAAGGCGUCGACUUUCUCGAGCGCAUGUCGACGAAGACGGCGGACGACAUCGCAUUUGUGGAUUGCAAAUGCUAUACACGCGCCGUUCUGGAGAUGGUGGAGCGGGAAGUGCGGGCCUCGCGAUGGGAGCUGGGCCGGGAAGCCUCGGGCGUGCUUCGCAAACUCAUCUCCAAUCACUCGCUGCCAGUCUGGGACCGAUCCAAGAACGCGGAUGCUACGGCCGGUACCGGCCAGCUCGAUCCUCGCAGGAACGACUUUUCGUCGUUGACCAUUCAGCAGCAUGCCAAACCGCAUCAGGUCAAAGACGACCCCGACGGGCGAGCAUGCGCAACGCAGAGAAGCACUUCCACUGCCACGCCACACGCGCGUGCUCUUGCCUCCAACGGAUCUUCCUCCGGGCCAGCCAAUUCGACCGGUGGAUCCCCUGCGGCCAAGAAAACCGCCUUGCCUGCGCGCGGACUCAUGCCGAGCCCCUCUGCCGCCGCUUCCCGUGCACCACACACGGUACCAUCGGGCGCCAAAGCAACCAGCGGCCCUUCGCCCGCUGCAGAUUAG
Molecule: messenger RNA, 3792 nt
Organism: Moesziomyces antarcticus
Lineage: Eukaryota; Fungi; Basidiomycota; Ustilaginomycetes; Ustilaginales; Ustilaginaceae
Exons: 1
Coding region: 1-3792 (1263 amino acids)
Biological process (GO): regulation of transcription by RNA polymerase II; DNA-templated transcription
Cellular component (GO): chromatin
Molecular function (GO): zinc ion binding; RNA polymerase II cis-regulatory region sequence-specific DNA binding; DNA-binding transcription factor activity, RNA polymerase II-specific
Source: RefSeq, a predicted model, not a curated record